Plenodomus lingam JN3 is the source of this 9270-nucleotide messenger RNA. RefSeq lists its product as uncharacterized. NCBI's taxonomy places the organism in Eukaryota, Fungi, Ascomycota, Dothideomycetes, Pleosporales, Leptosphaeriaceae. The record is from RefSeq and is a predicted model, not a curated record. Gene Ontology annotation, cellular component: nucleus; cytoplasm. Gene Ontology annotation, biological process: protein deubiquitination involved in ubiquitin-dependent protein catabolic process. Gene Ontology annotation, molecular function: cysteine-type deubiquitinase activity; K63-linked polyubiquitin modification-dependent protein binding.
AUGUCGGUGUUCAUAGAUGUGUUCAAUCACCUUGUUCUACCACCACAGCUUCUUGGAAGACAAGACGAAAGUAUUGGAAGCACUGGUGAUGCCAUUAUCGCCCGUCUAAUUCAGGCUACAUUGACUCUGAGCCGAAUCACUAGCCAGGAGCAGACAACCCCCUGGUAUGCGAUUAGUCAGAGUCUUCAUCGUUAUCAGUCUCUUCAUGCACAUGGUCGGCUCGAGAAGCUGUCACUGAUCUGUCAAUUCCGCAAAAUCAAUCAAGAACAACCGCUUCUUCUGCAUAUCGCUGAACAGAACGCUGCGCUAAUCGUUCGAUAUAAUACCAGUACCCAAACAGAAGCUGUUAUCUUUGAGGCUUUCGAGAUAUCGCCCUCAUCUACCGAGGUGCUGGCUAGCGAAGGCGCCCUUAUCUGCGAUUUCCCCGACUGCUCGGCGCAGGUACCUCUUGCUGAGUUCGAAAAGCCAUCGUUCCAACACGCCUUGGCCGAAUUUCUGGAGAAGGGGAGCAUGGAACCCUUGAGAUGCUUUCAGGCCCUUGUGACAAAAGCGCAAACCCCGAUUGUCGAAUCGCGUGAUACAGGAAGUCCAGGGCUGGUAACGCACCUACUCAUACCCUUGCUCGAGUCCAUUGGGUCCUCUGUAGACGAUGAUAUUCCUCGCUUGAGAAAACGAGUUCGAGAUGAUGCGAACAUUGGCGUUGCGGAAUUCCCAUGGCGAAGAUCGCCUCUCUGGAUCACACUGCGCGUGGGGAUUCAGAGACAACUACAAAUCACGCUAGGAAAUGAGAGUGGAAGAGCUUACUAUAAGUUUUUGAUCGUCACUCUGCUGAUUGAGCUUCUUCUGGAAUGCCCUGGAAGACUGGCACCCGAGCUGACAAUGACCCUCCGUGCCAAAGUCUGUCGCCGUCUCGCAAAACUUGAGCAAGAGAAGAGUAAGUCACCCGAAUUGUAUGGUUCACUGUUCAUUACCACUGCAGCCUUCUUUAAGGAAAGCAUCAUUAAAGUCACACAUCUGGUCAAUCUGGCCUGGGAGAAGUUCAGGCGAGACACGACACGGUCUGUUCCUCACCUUCCCACACGUGCUGAUCAACAAUCACUAUUCCUGUCCCUUCCCAACAGUGGAUCGUACCUUCAAAACGUUUUGAAAUUACCUCGCGCACAGGAGAGGACCUCUCCCUCGUUGCAGCUUCCACCACUACACGAUACCACGGUCGAGCAAGUUGAGAAGUUUACAGAUAUGUAUCAUGGAUUGACCAGAUUGGAAAGUAAGAUUGAGAAACAAGAAGAACCCCAGUUAAUUGGAGAUCGUACCCUCGAAUCGAUUUGCGAAAAGCUAUCAGAAGCGAUCCUUGGUCUCAUGAACACUGUUGGGGCAGCGUACAACUCCGAUCCUGAGCAAAUGUCAAUCUUCAUUCUGAGUCUUUUUAGACUCUGGGUGAGGCUAGACAAGUACAUGGUCAAAAUUAGCCCGCUCCUCUUGGAGUACCACCCAGUGUUUACUCCUGAGCUUUUGGAUGCCCUGCAUAUCCCGACCGCCGCGGGAAUGCGACGCCUUCGUGACAUCCAAAAUUAUAUUCGCAACAGAUGUGAGAGAUGCAUCUAUCAAACAACCAUAUUCUCUGAGCCCAAAGAAGAGUGCUUUGUGGUGAAAUAUGUUUCGACUUCCAGUUCAAUGCAACAACUCCACCAAAGGAUAUUAGUAGCAACGGAGGCAUCACGCCAAGCAAAGGUAUCAGAGCUGGAGAGAUGGUGUUCUGAAUAUGAUGAACACUGCUUGGGCAUCUCUGGAGGCAUAUGUACCUGCACAUUUAAGCGUGAUGGGGAGCGAGAUGUAAGGGGAUGUACCAAAUGCUGGCACUGGCGAGUUCGGAACCGCAUGCGGAUCUUUGCGCACGAAGACUUCCUUCCCAAUGACGCGAUCAAAGCAGCAGCGGUCAUCUUCGAGUUGGCUAUUCCAAGGUCUUUUGCGGCCUAUCGCAAUGCAACGUGGAAGAUUUUAAUGUUGGCUUACCCCACCAAACCGCAAUCUGGAUCGCCCACAGUACUCCUGAAAGACUAUGGCCCGCUCACAGCAUAUGCAUCGAGAAAUUCUACCGGUAUCACUAUUGCAUCGACAUCCAAGUCAUUCCUUGGCACGCACUACAAAGUGAGUAAGAAAAAGUUGAGGGCAUCCGAAUCUGAUGUUCUUUAUCCUAAUGGAUUGAAUUUCUCCUACUUUGAUAUAGGCUCAGGCACCUGGGUCAAGGACUUCAACAAACCAUUGACUUUUCAGCAUGAGUGCGGAGUAUAUGUACCGCUUAGCCUUCGCAGCUCCGUGAUACAAAGCUCGUUGCACCCUCCCACCGUUACGACUGGGCCAUCUUCUUAUGAAAUCGUCGCAUCAGAAACGCAAUGCCCACCCAGCGUGUCCGUACAUGAAUUCACCGCUUGUCAGCGACUGAUUUCAGGCAAAACCCGUCGAUGGCUGACGAUGUUGGUCGAACUAGGUGCAUCAAAUGUGAACUUCAGCAGCGAGAGUACGAUGCACCUGUUCAAUCACCUUGCUAUUCAGGCGGGGCCAGCAAAAAAUAAGGAUGAUACAUUCGGAGACAUUCAUUCAGUCUUCGAUGACAUGUCAUUCUGCGACAGCCUGGCUGCACAGGUGGAAAAACGUCUCAGCGAUAUCACGUCGAACUGGCGCGAGGUUCACUGUAUGGAGGUCAUGAUCACAUUGACUCUGCGCCUUUGUGACUUAGCGGUGCCUAUGAUUCGAGCAGAUAACCUGUUGGUACAGGCACGUCACAUAACUUUGGAUUGGAUUACCCGUCUCCGAGCUGACGUUAGAAAUGCCAAAGAGACUUCUAUCGGGGAAACAGCCGCUAGCUACGCUUUCUGGGCUGCAUUGCUUUGCCGCCGGACAUUCUCCAACAUUACAGAAUCAGAUACUAUGAUGUCAGAGAGUGAUUUAUCAACAUUUGUUCAGGCUUCAUUAGCUCUUCAAGAAAACCUCCUAGUAGACUUGGCCAAGCUGCCGCCAGUCCUAAAGAGGAUACUGAUUCGAGACACCAAAAUAACGUAUAAGAUCAGAAAAGUCUUACUACGGUCCAUAAAAGCCCAACCUCAAAGUAUUGGCAUAGCAAUCAAUGCAUCAUGGUCAGAACCGGGAAGUUCAGCUCGGAAACUUUUCGAUGGCUGGCAGCAAGUCUCACCGAGACACGAUCGAUGGGUAGUGAGUUUUAUGAACAACUCGAAGAACCCAGCAAAUACACAAGUAGUUCAUUACAACUUCAUUGAGGGCCACUUGCUUGUUGAUGGCAAGCCCUUAGGAAGACUUCCACACGAUGUUCGAGAGUCGGAUGAAGUGAGGCAGCUGUUUGGUGACCAACGGCUUCUCACCUUUCCAUCUGCAGAGUUUGGCAUGUCAUACGUCCUCGCAUCACCGAUAUGCAACCAUGAGAUACACUUUGGAUCUCGGAACGGGCAGGUCGUCAUCCGCGCUUGGAGUCAGGACGAGCUCCUGGAAUACAUCCCGUCUCACCGUUUUGUUGGACCCGAGGCCGUUGACCUUCCGGAUGGCCUCAUCUCCAAUUGUGCGCAUUGGUUGAAUCUGAGCACAAAGUGUCUUGAGAUCCGACGCAAGCCUGUCCUGUGGAGGACAAGGAUGAAUGACUGGAGAGUUGAUCUUAUCAAAUGGCAGGCUCAUAGAAGCAACCGGACGUUAUUGGUCGACCCUAAUUCUACCCUCUUUAAGCAAGUUGCCGAUAUCUUCCGUCAUUUUGAAGACUCACGCAAGAUUACCAUCUUUCAGCCUAUCCACUCAAAAGGGAACCUAUCUGUUGAGCUACGUCAUCUGGAACUAGCAUUUUUUGUGAAUACAAAGGGACUUCUUCAAUGUCGAGAGUUGAAUGAAGAGAUCGAUCCAAACCAAGACGCUGGCACACUAUACGGGUUGGAGAGCAAAAUUGUUCUGCGUGACAUCGCAAACAUCAAACGCCGCAGUAUAAUCACACCAUACGAAGCAAUAUCCUCUGCACGCCGUGGAAUGCAUGUGACCGUCAGAGCGGCUUGCAGCACUGAUUAUGCGAAAUUUGGAAUUGAUGAUGUUCUCGGACGCUUGUCAUGCCCUCUCGAACCCCGAAUCUUAUACGCAAAAGCCCAAUUUCAUGCAUAUACAUCAUUCGUCAUACCUGAUCCUUUGACUGGCCGCACUGGCACGGAGGAAGCGCUGCACAUGCUUCAAUCGGCUUAUUGUCAACCGUGGCAACCUUUAGGAAGAGUAGCAAUCGACAUUCUCAAAACGAUUGCAGACCUUAGUCCAAAACGAGAGUACUAUCCGGCGCACAAGCAAGCACUGCAAGCUGUUUCCUGGAACGCAAGGCUUACGGUAACUAUUCAACAUGAUGCAUACGAAGGGCUUGUGCAAAAGAUACUUGAUAGGUCGAACUAUCUUGAGGUCUUUGCUCAAAAUGCAGCAAAGGAUGUCAACAUUAGUGCAUAUGUUCCGUCUCACCUUCGAAAACGGGGCCUUGCGCAGCGCCGCGUCUAUGAGCGCAGUGUCGGCGAUACGAUAAGGCCAGCAGCUAGCGACUGUAUGUAUAAAUCUCGAGGCCAGCAACCCAAUUCGAUGCAAGCACGCAAAGUUUAUCACAUUGCGAACCUUUUCCAGACAAAACCCUUUCAAAUUAACACAAGCCGAGAGCUUUCUGCGAUAUUACAGGAUUGGCAGCUUAUCGGCGGGUUCCACACGGUACGUCGGGCCGAGGUUGCAAGCCUGAGCGACCUGGUCGAGAAGAACGUCAAUGAGCAAUGGGGCAGUCUUGUGGAUAUAUGUCGUCAUUCCGAUAUUAACGAACCAUACAGCUUGAUGUUUCGUCUAAGUCUCAUGUCACUUAAUGGCACGACUGACCUGGACACCAUCAAGAUCCUGGCAGCGUUUGCGUCUCUGCCGACGUUAAGGAACUUGAUACCCCCAUCUUGUUCCUCAUUCAAUCAGUUUAAACUCAAUGAGAAGCCCAGUGUGAAAUCCAUUUUUCGUAUCAUCUCGGCCGAUUUACCGGAGAAGCGUCACCAAAUAAAUACCAGGGCCGAAGUAGAGCACCGAAAGGCAUGUGAAGCUGAGGGGAAACGGUUAGCCCAACAUUUCCUUGAUCAAUGGCCACACGAAGAAGUCAAUCUGAGAGGGUUCGAUUCGGAUGAACUUGAUAUAGGUCUCGCAAUGGAGCGUGUUAUCCCUGAGUGGGAGCGCUUGCAUUCAAACUUGGCACUCUCAGAGUACGUAAUUCGUGUGCAGGACGUACUAAGACACCACGAGGGACCAGGAGAUAUGUCAUAUUCCAAAGCUUGGGAUUGGGCACAAGAACAAUUUCAUGGGGAAACACAUGAUCCUGUCAUACCGUCGAUUUUGGGGGAUAUUCUCCCUAAAUCGCUACCAGGACCUUUGGACCGCCAUGCUUGCGAGCUACUCCUACCGAAUGACAUCAGGAUCUCUGUUGGUGCGACGCAGGAAAUCAUAGCGACGAAGCCAGUCAAGGAGAAUGUUGAGCUACGGCAAAUUCUUUGCGCCUUUGUGAAGGCAUCGAACCCUCUCCGCCAGCAGUAUGGCCUUGAUCUGAAGAUGAGCCUUGAUGCCCUGGAGAAGACCAGCAAUCAGACUCUAGUUCAACAUACCAGCCCGAAUAUUACAGUCAACGCAAGAUGCAUCCGAGACCUCCGUACAGUGAUAGCCACUCACUUGGCCCAGAUCCAAAGAGCUUUAUCCAGCAACGAUGAUCGCUUCUCGUGGCUAGACCUUGGAAACCUCUGGCCUUGCAUGACGUCAAUCUCGCUUCUAGAGCAAUUGCGCUCGAGAUCGUCUUCCAAGUUUGGGGAUUUUGUACAAGAGGCGAUUGUGGCACAUGGAAUUCUCAUCACAAAGUUGCAGCGACUAGUGCGGAUUCACAAUGCGCUGUAUCGUGGCAAAAGUAAUAGUCUCUCGGAAGAACUUGGGAACUCCGGCCAUGGAAAUUGGAAUCCACUAGAAUGGCCUGACUGGCUUCUAUUGGAGAUUGAUAGUGACAUUCUGAUCCGGCAGGAGCAGGUUGAUGUGGCACAUGCUAUCAUUGCACCGGAAUCGAGAAACAACACCGUGUUGCAGUUGAACAUGGGUAAAGGCAAGACAUCGUGUAUCGUUCCCAUGGCAAUGGCGGUGAUUGGAGACGGCAAGCAGCUCCCUCGUCUUAUUGUACCCAAACCAUUGCUCUUGCCAACCGCGCAAAUGAUCCAGUCGCGACUAGGCGGCUUAGUCGGUCGUGAGAUACGACACAUUCCUUUCUAUCGUAGAACGAACAUCAGUCGCCGAACACUUCAGCUCUAUAGAGACCUCCAUCAGGAAAUUUUAGACGUUCAGGGCGUUGUGUUGAUUGCACCAGAGCACCUUCUUUCCUACAAGCUUAGUGGCCUUCAACAUCUUGCCAGCGCCAACUUAGAGACUGCAUGCGAAAUGAUCGAGUUCCAAAAAUAUCUCAGCUCGGUUUGCCGGGACGUUCUGGACGAGUCAGACGUUUCAUUGGCCGUAAAGACUCAACUCAUCUAUCCGAGCGGCAAGCAGACUACAGUAGACGGUCACCCGCAUCGCUGGCAAGUAGCGCAAUCGCUGCUAUCACUGGUGAAAGACCAUCUUCCAGAGCUUGAGCAUAAAUUCCCACGGAAUAUUGAAGUCUUGCAGCGUGGCCAGGGCUAUCCGAUGAUUUACAUCCUCCAAGCAGAUGUGGAGGAAGAUCUGCACCGACACAUAGUCGAUGAGAUUUGUACAGGAAGGACGUCAUUUCUUCGCUUCGCAGACUGCACUACAGAUAGCUCCAUUGAGAGCUUGCGCAGAGUGCUCUUAGAAACGAGUUUGGAUCAUGAGUUGUUGGGGCGUGUGGCUAAACUGUUCACCGACGACAACAUUGCGUUCAAAACGCUGUUGCUUGUUCGGGGUCUGCUGCGCAAUCGAAUACUGCUGCUUUGUCUCAGAAAGCGCUGGAACGUCCAAUAUGGCUUGCAUCCCAAGCGAGAUCCGAUAGCGGUGCCCUUCGAAGCAAAAGGCAUUCCUUCCGAGCAGGCUGAGUUUGGACACCCCGACGCCGCGAUUCUUUUCACAUGCUUGGCAUUCUAUUAUACGGGUCUUAGUCGAGUCCAAUUCCGCGAAGCUCUUCGCCACAUUCUGGCAUCACACGACCCGGCUAGUGAGUACGAUAGGUGGACUAGCAGUUGCGAUUCGCUUCCAGAGGCUUUACAUCAUUGGAAUGUUAUCAAUUCUGACGACCAUGAUCAAGUAGGCGAACUCUGGAGACACCUUCGAGCAGACAGAACCGUGCUCGACCACUACAUGAACCACUUUGUAUUUCCAGCCCACGCCAAACAGUUUGACAUCAAGCUACAAGCUUCCGGGUGGGAUCUACCUUUGUUCACGCGAACCGAAUUCGAUAACCCACUCACAGGUGCAAGGACCACUGGGUUUAGCGGUACCAAUGACAACAAAAUGAUGCUGCCGCUGACGAUUCAACAGAGUGAUCUGCCAAGCUUGCAUCAAACUAAUGCUGAGGUGCUUACCUACCUCUUGCAAGAACGGAACCGUGCAUACCACGUUGUAGCUCGUGGUGAGAAGCGACUAUCUGAGAGGGAAUUUCUCGAACAGCUCAGGGAGAAGAAUAUUCGUGUUCUCAUUGAUGCCGGUGCUUACAUACUCGAAAUGAGUAAUGAAAAUUUAGUUAAGGCAUGGAUGGACAUAGAUACUAGGCCACCGGCGGCUGUAUAUUUUGGUGCUGACAAUCGAGCCUGGGUGCGAUAUCGCGGUAUCAAGGAGUCAGUCCCUUUGCUAGCAACCCCAUUCGUCGACAAUAUGGACAAUUGUCUCGUAUAUCUGGAUGAAGCGCACACGCGGGGCAUUGACCUGAAACUUCCUCAAGAUGCUUGUGGUGCGCUGACACUUGCUCUUGGGCAGACUAAAGAUCAUACUGUGCAAGCUGCCAUGCGUCUUCGACAGCUUCCAACUACUCAAUCCGUUUGCUUCUUCGCAUUUCCAGAGACUCAUCAGUCUAUUCUUGACGUUUGUGGAAUGAACGAAACUGACAGAGUCAAUUCUUCUCAUGUCGUUACUUGGUUGCUGGAACAGACGUGCCGUUCGAAUGAACAACUCCAGAAUCUAUACGUCUCCCAGGGUGCCGACUUUUGUAAUCGCAUAAAUGCGGAAUGGGAGAACGCAGAUUUCCUCUCUAAUGCCAAAGACAGGAGUGCUUAUGUUCAGGUGCUACAACACCCUGAACAACAAACACUUGAAGAGUUAUAUGGAAGUCACAAGGAGCAUACCCACGUUCCAUCCUCCUCCACGACCAAGUUUACCCAGCUGCAAACUUUCAAGAACAAGCUCAACGAACUGCGUCUGAAUAUGUCAAAUACAGCAACCAAUCUUCACUCUUCUGCGCUGGAGGAAGUAGAACAAGAACGCGAGGUAGAAUUUCAAGUUGAAGAAGUGCGUGAGGUACAGAAAGCCUUACAUCACAAAGCCCAUGUAUUCCCUGGACUUCACCCUGCCAUCUCUGGCUUCGUGAGUACUGGUCGUCUGUGUGGGGUUGAGGGAUAUGAACACGUAUUUGACGCUGUCUCACGCACAUCUAUCGGCAAGAGGUUUGACAUUUCAGGGACAGAGUCUUGCUUGUUCGUUUCCGCAGAGUUUAUGAAGACGAUCAAGACGACCAUGGUCGACUUGAUUGAUAACCAUUUACGACCGGUUGAAUGGAUCCUCUACAAUCCCACUACUUUCAACGCACUCAUCAUCAUCGCCGAGGAAGCAGAAAUGGUGAUUCCUCAAAUUCGCAAUCAAGCAUUCCGCUCCAAGGUUCACCUCCUCACGUAUUCCGCACCAGUCACAAAGAAGAUGGUACAAUUCAGUAGCCUACGAUACUACUCUUUACCAGCACUGCAAAGCGACUACAUUAUUCCAAGAAGCCUUACGGUUGAGCUUGGCAUCUUCGCGGGUCGAUUGUACAUGCAAUACGACGAAUGCGCGCCUCUAGUGGACUACAUCGAUAAAGCUAGCAUGAACAGGCGAUCUAAUGCAAGAACAAAUGACACAAUCAGGUUUAUCUUGGAAUGGGUGUCCCUUCGCCGCAGAGGUCACGACAUUAUGCACACCCCGCUAGGCUACGUGUGCCAGGGCCGUCCCUUGGGUAUGGAGCAUGCUUUCUUUGUGACCAACCAUGCUAGUAACAAUGGUGUGGUUAACUCAUACCAUAAUAAUGGCGCUGUCACUGGCGCACAAGUGGAUUGA